Molecule: messenger RNA, 4266 nt
Organism: Coffea arabica (coffee)
Lineage: Eukaryota; Viridiplantae; Streptophyta; Magnoliopsida; Gentianales; Rubiaceae
Biological process (GO): DNA repair; telomere maintenance
Molecular function (GO): DNA helicase activity
Source: RefSeq, a predicted model, not a curated record
AUGGAUCAAGAAAAGAAAGAUGCAUUGUUACGCCGUAGGAGGGCUGCCUAUGCUGCGAAAAAACAAAGUUGUCCUCUUGCUCCCACCCUUGGUGCGCAACAGUUAGAGAAAAAUAAGUCUAUGCGUGCCCAUUGUUCAACUGGUUUCGAGACUGCCUCUUUUCAGGCAAAUACGCCCUUUGGAGCCCAUGAAAUACCUGCUACAGAUGUUGAGGAUAUAAUGAGUAGUGAUGAAUUAGCUGAUGCAUUUGAUGGUAUUUCUAAGCAGCUGGCUCCUGAUAUGGGAAGCCAGAACUUACCUCCUGAAAGUUCGUUACCUGUUAGUUCUUCUGACGUGCCUUCGCCGCUAGGAGUUCAUCGCAUGGUGCCUGUUGAAGAGGGUACCUGUGUUCUUGAUUUUGGUAACUCUAGAAUUUCUGAAUCUUCAAACAAUCCACAGAUCGUUGUGAAUACACGAGUUGAGGGCGGAGGAAAAAGCAAAAGAUCUAGAAUCACAGAUUCUUUGCGCUCGAAAACAAUACCAACAAAACCUCUUGUCUUGCCCAGUGUUCCAGACUGUGAGCACUGUGGAGCAAAGAGGUUUACCUUGGAACCACCCAAAUUUUGUUGUCGUGGUGGGGAGAUUUCUGUAGUUUGUCCGACAAUGCCUUAUGAACUCUUUCGUCUUUACUCUGGUACUGACGAAGAGUGUGUUGAGUUUCGUAAAUGGGUUCGAACCUAUAACAAUAAUUUGGCCUUCACAUCAUUUGGCGCCAAGUAUGAUCGUGCCUUAACAAAGAAUACCAAGGGUGUUUAUACUUUUCGGGUGCAAGGCCAGGUGUACCACUUAUUGAACAGUUUGGUUUCUCCCACUGAUCAAGCUACUGGUGUUCAGUUAUAUUUCUACGAUCAGGAAGAGGAAUUAUCAAAAAGACUCGCUGGUUCGCCUAGGCUACGUGAAAGUACCCUCAAAUUGUUGAUGCGUAUUCUUGAAGCUAAUCCAUACACUAAAUUUUUCAAAGGUCUUCGAGAUAUUCCUGAUCUAGACAACCAUAGGAUUGUUCUCAACUCUGAUCCUCAGUUGGAUCAGCGUGUGUAUAAUUUGCCUGCUUCAUCCCAAGUUGCUGCCAUUUGGGCAGAGAAUGAGGAUGAAGCACUUGAAAAAGGUGCUCAUAUUCAAGUUUAUACCCACUCAAAUGUGACUCAUAGGAUACCACAUUAUUUUGCGUCCUAUGAUCCAUUACAGUAUCCUCUCUUAUUUCCUCGGGGUGAGCCUGGUUGGCAUUAUGGCAUCCCAAAAAGUACUGAUCCUAAUGAAAAAAAUAUGGAUCAUGAUGCUGAUGAUGAUGUCGUGCCUAAUUUUUCCUUAAUUGGAAGUGCAUCAGGCUUGAUUCAACAAGAACACGAAGCUGCUGAGAGUGGGAAAAAACAGCGUGAUACUAUUUCUGCAAGAGAGUACUACUGUUACUUACUUCAAAUGAGAGAAAAUGAUAGAUCAAUGUUGUUGCACACAAGGAGACUGUUGCAGCAAUUUGCUGUUGAUAUUUAUGUGAAGAUUGAAACGUCUAGACUUGACUUCCAUAGAAAGAACCAGACUAAUAUUAGGACUGAGAUUCUACAAGGUGUAAUGGAUAGUCUAUCUGCUGGUCAGACUGAAGGAAAAAAUGUUGGUCGUCGAGUUUAUCUCCCAGCUUCUUUCAUUGGUGGUCCAAGGGACAUGCGCCGUAGAUAUGUUGAUGCGAUGGCAUUAGUCCAGAAAUUUGGUAGGCCAGAUCUUUUUAUUACCAUGACAUGUAAUACACAGUGGAGAGAAAUCCAAGAAAAUCUGAAGUAUGGAGAGGAUGCACAGGAUAGGCCUGACUUAGUGUCAAGAGUGUUUAGAGCAAAAUUUGAGCUGCUCAAGGCUGAAAUAGUGAAAAAAAAGCUUUUUGGGGAGGUUGCUGCGUGUGUUCAUGUGAUUGAGUUCCAGAAAAGGGGUCUCCCUCAUGCUCACCUGUUAGUCAUCCUUAAGCCUGAAUUUAAACCAUUGAACUCUGAUGCUUAUGAUCGUAUUGUGUCUACUGAGAUUCCAGAUCCAAAGAAGCAGAGCUAUUUAUAUAAUCUUGUGAUCAAGCAUAUGAUGCAUGGACCUUGUGGUAUUUUGAAUAAAGACAAUGUUUGCAUGAAAGAUGGCCUUUGUAAAAACCAUUAUCCAAAGGAUUUUAGUGAAUUCACGGUCCAUACUGAGGAUAGCUACCCGCACUAUAAAAGGCGCAAUAAUGGUCGUUCUGUAAGGGUGCGCAAUAGCAACCUAGACAAUCGUUGGGUUGUGCCAUAUAACCCAUACCUUCUUGCUCUCUUCGACUACCACAUGAAUGUCGAAAUCUGUUCAACGGUUAAGCUGGUCAAGUAUUUGUAUAAAUAUGUCUAUAAGGGUCACGAUCGGGUUAGCUUCCAUAUUCAUUCAGAAAGUGACCCUAAUGACAUAGAUGAAAUAAAGGAUUUUCAGGCUGGGAGGUGGGUAGCGGCUGCAGAAGCUUUUUGGCGCAUUUAUAGAUUUAAUCUGAAUGAGAUGGCUCCUGCUGUGUAUACUCUUCAAUUACAUCUUCCAGGUCAACAAAUGAUCUCUUUUCAUAAAAAUACGAAUCUUGCUGAUCUCUUGGAUCGAGCCGAUUUUUCCAAGACAAUGCUGACAAAGUUUUUCCGCAUGAAUAAAACCAACAAAAGAGCUCAGGGUCUUAAAUGUCUAUACCGUGAAUUCCCAGAAUUUUUUGUCUGGAAACCUGCUAAGAAAAAAUGGACUGAACGGAAGAGAAAAAGAGUCAUUGGUCGUGUUGUGACUGUUGCUCCAAAUGAGGGAGAGCGCUACUACUUGCGUCUUCUGUUAUCCCACGUUCGUGCUCCCACGUGUUUUGAAGAUCUCUUGACUGUUAAUGGAAAGCUUAUGCUCUCCUAUAGAGAAGCUGCCUUCCAAAUGGGACUUCUUCAAUCUGACACCCACCUAGAAGAUACACUUAAUGAAGCAGCAGCCUUUCAGAUGUCUUCUUCAUUAAGAACUCUCUUUGCAAUCUUGUUAGCCUAUUGUUCGCCGAGCAAUCCUAGAGCCCUUUGGGAAAAAUAUGAAGCUGAAAUGUCAAGGGAUUUUGAGAGAGCUAGGAGUUUUUCUGCUCAAAAUGUUGAACACAUAAGAAGAUGUGUUUUGUUGGAUAUAAAUAAAUCCUUGGAACAAAUGGGAAAAAAUGUCAAUGACUACCAUUUGGUGCCUACUGAUUUCAUUCUCAGUCAUGAUGAGCGCCUCACAAGAGAAAUUCAAAGUGAGCUAAGCAUACAGUUUACCGAGCAGGACUUGCUAUUGCCUUCAAAGCUAAAUAUAGGCCAAAGAUAUGCCUAUGAUGUUAUUUUACAAGAGGUUUUCUCUUCUGGAAAUACCAGUUUUUUUGUUGACGGACCCGGCGGGACUGGUAAGACGUUUCUUUAUCGCUCUAUUCUGGCAACGCUUAGAUCCCAAGGAUUCAUAGCAAUAGCUGUUGCAUCAUCUGGAGUAGCUGCGUCUAUUCUUCCAGGAGGGAGGACCGCACACUCAAGGUUUAAAAUCCCGUUCGACAUUUCUGCGAGUAAAGUCUGCCAUAUCAGCAAACAGAGCUCUGUUGCUAGGCUUAUUCUCAUGGCUAAAUUAAUUCUAUGGGAUGAAGCUUCUAUGGCCAAGAGGGACACUAUUGAAGUAUUUGACAGGUUGCUCAGAGAUGUGAUGGACUCUGAUCUGCCCUUUGGUGGCAAAGUAGUAGUAUUUGGGGGAGACUUUCGUCAAACUUUACCUGUUAUUCAGAAUGCAACAAAGGAUCAGCAAAUAGAAGCCAGCUUUGUCAACUCACCUUUAUGGAGUAGUCUUCGGAAGUUAAUCUUAACUGAAAACAUGAGAGCUAUCUCUGAUAGCCACUUCUCUGAUUUCCUACUUAGGAUAGGCGAAGGUUGUGAACCAGAAGACGAAGAUGGAAAAAUAACUCUAUCAAACGAUAUAUCAAUUCCAUUUGAUAACAAAGAGGAUUCACUAAACAGGUUAGUGGAUUUUGUCUUUUCGGAUUUGAGCGUGUAUUCAUCUGAUCCAUACCAAAUCACAAACAGAUGUAUUCUUACUCCAAAGAAUACAUGUGUCGAUGAUAUAAAUGAGAUGAUGAUUGAUCAGGGACAGCGAUCUUCUUCGAAACCACGAGUCCGUCUGACAAGAAGGUUUAAAGAUGCUGGAGAAAUAGAAGAAGGACCUACAGGAGUCGAUGACUCUGGCAGCACCAAGAAAACAAAACUUGUCUGA